This is a messenger RNA of Chinchilla lanigera (long-tailed chinchilla), 690 nucleotides long. Its product is annotated as speedy protein E4-like. The record is from RefSeq and is a predicted model, not a curated record. Bases 1 to 690 code for a protein of 229 amino acids. NCBI's taxonomy places the organism in Eukaryota, Metazoa, Chordata, Mammalia, Rodentia, Chinchillidae. Gene Ontology annotation, biological process: positive regulation of cyclin-dependent protein serine/threonine kinase activity. The transcript has 3 exons. Gene Ontology annotation, molecular function: protein kinase binding.
AUGAAGAGAGAUUGCUCCUCAGAGUCUGGGGAGCAGCUGCAGGAGGACCUGGGGGGUCUCUCCAGUGGCGCCCCUAGGCUGGCACCCUACUUCGGGCCUCAGUCGCCUGUCCAGGAUGAACAGGAAGAUGGCUCCUCUUCAGAAUCAGAAUCAGAAUCAGAAUCAGAGCUGGAGCAGCAGGAGGGUCCCCAGGGGGCCUCUGCCUCAGCCCUGAUGGGAAACCCCAGCCUCUCACCUCGGUCCUCUGGCCACAAGUGGAAGAGGGAGAGCUCUUCAGAGGCCCCUGAGGACAGGAGGGGAGGCCCCCAGUGCUCUGAGGUAGCCCCCCAGGAAUACAUCAGGCUCCCACCUCGCAAGAGGUGGAGGGAGUAUCUGUCCCUGAUGGAAGAGGAGCAGAGAGAACCAUUGCGAUGUCCACGACCUGGGCCUUUUACCCACAUGGGUGUCAGAGAGAAGCCUUGUGGCCUGAAGGGGACCAUGCAGAGGAAGCGCCCGUCCUCAGUGCUGCCCGAGCACCACGCGGCCUUCACCAGGCUGCUGGAGGAUCCAGUCAUCAAGAUAUUCCUGGCCUGGGAUGGAGGCCUGAGGGCCUCUGACAAGUAUCUCCUGGCCAUGGUCAUCGCCUACUUCAGCCGGGCCGGCCUCCUGCCCUGGCAGUACCAGAGGAUCCACUUCUUCCUGGCGCUGUGA